Molecule: messenger RNA, 2200 nt
Organism: Aplysia californica (California sea hare)
Lineage: Eukaryota; Metazoa; Mollusca; Gastropoda; Aplysiida; Aplysiidae
Product: NADPH-dependent diflavin oxidoreductase 1
Cellular component (GO): cytosol
Molecular function (GO): flavin adenine dinucleotide binding; NADPH-hemoprotein reductase activity; FMN binding
Source: RefSeq, a predicted model, not a curated record
UCUACUUUCAUUAUUUCGCCAUCAAGUGGCAUCCAGUCGACUAUUGUUAUUGUGUGUUGAAGCCAACUUUUCAGGCAUAUCUAUAUAUCUUGUUUUCAACCAAUGAUUCAAUAGAACACUCAUCUGGACAGAGACAGAAGUCACCAAAAUUUAUAUAGCCAACAGAAAUGCCCGUGACUUCUGGCACCAGUGAACGUCGACUUCUUGUCCUGUACGGAAGUCAGACGGGGACAGCUCAUGAUGUGGCUGACAGAAUAGUCCGGGAUGCUAAGCGCAGACAUUUCUCGUCCAAAGCUGUUGCUAUGGAUUCUUAUAACAUGGGUCAGCUUAUCAAGGAGCCUCUGAUUGUUUUUGUUUGUUCGACCACUGGCCAAGGAGAUGCUCCAGAUAACAUGAGGAUGUUCUGGAAGUUUCUUCUAAGAAAAGAUCUGCCGAGCACUUCUUUGACCAGUGUCCAGUUUGCUGUUUUGGGCUUGGGUGACUCAUCAUAUCAGAAAUUCAACGUGGUGGGGAAGAAGCUUCAGAAAAGACUGGAACAACUCGGAGGUUCCUCCAUCACGAAGCUAGGGCUUGCUGAUGACCAGCAUGACUUGGGAGUGGAUGCAGUGGUAUCUCCCUGGCUGUCAGAGCUGUGGGCCAAAGUGAUGGAAAUGUGGCCCUUGCCCCCAGGCUUGGAAGUGAUCAGUGAGUCUGUGUGCCCUCCCCCCAAGUACAAAGCCGUGUUUGUGGACAUGGAGUCUUCUCAAGAGGAGCGACCCCUUCCUGUGUCCAGUGAUAUAAGCCCGGGCCCUCUGUGUCCAUUUCAUGCGAGAUUAUUGUCCAAUCAAAGAGUGACCGCCGCCGACCACUUCCAGGACGUCCGUCUCAUCAAGCUGGACAUCACUGGCUCGGGACUUAGUUUUGAACCUGGGGAUGUAGCGAUGAUUCACCCGGAGAACUUAACCGACACAGUGGAGGCUUUUCUCUCUCUGCUCGAACUCAAUCCAGAUCAGAUGUUCAGAUUGGAGGAAAAUGAUCCAGAGGUGCCUCUGCCCGCCAGAUUCCCGUCCCCUUGCAGUAUACGCUGGCUCGUCACGCACUAUCUGGACAUCAACUCAGUCCCGCGGAAGUCCUUCUUCGAGCUGCUGAAGUACCACGCCGAUGAUGAGCUGGAGAGAGAGAAGCUGGAAGAGUUCUGCACCCCAGAAGGACAGGAAGAGCUGUAUUCAUAUUGCAACAGAGUGAAGAGAACCAUUUUAGAGAUUCUUGAAGACUUUCACAAGACCAGUAAACGGAUCCCAUUCGAUUACCUCUUUGAUGUCAUCCCUGCCCUUCAGCCCAGAGCUUUCUCCAUAGCUUCUUCAAUAAAGGCCCACCCAACCCAGCUGCAUCUUCUCAUGGCUGUCGUUCGCUACCGUACAAAACUUCAGAACGCACGGCGCGGCGUCUGCUCCACCUGGCUGUCCAGCCUCAGUCCGGACAGACAAGACACGUACGUGCCCAUCUGGGUCAAAAAAGGGACCAUACGAUUCCCCGCAGACCACGAUGUCCCUCUUGUGUUGGUGGGUCCAGGUACAGGUUUGGCACCAUUCCGCAGUGUUAUACAAGAAAGAGCUUCUCAAGGAAAAGGUGGUGUGGUGCUGUUUUUCGGCUGUCGCAGCAAGCACAAAGAUUUCUUUUGUGAGGAGGAAUUUGCAAAGUUAGAGGAAAAGGGUCUCAUCAGCCUACACACAGCUUUCUCUAGGGAUCAGGAUGAGAAAAUCUAUGUGCAGCACCGAAUCCGUGAGCAAGGCAGGCAGGUGUGGAAUGUGCUGAGUGAGCAGAAUGGAGCGUUCUACAUCGCAGGGAAUGCUAAGUCUAUGCCUGACGACGUGAAGGAGGCGCUGUGUGAUGUGAUUUCUGAGCAUGGAGAAAUGACGAAAGAACAGGCCGCGACCUACAUUCAAGCUCUUGAGAGAGUUCGUCGCUUCCAGGUGGAGGCCUGGUCAUAGCCCUCCUCCGAUUUGCUUUAGUUUCAGUUUUGGUAAAAGUUUUACAGUACAUUCAACACAAUUAGGUCAUAUAAAUGCUGCAGAUUAGAGGUGUUACUAAAGAGUAACAUUCAAAGAAAAGAAGGGGGAAAGGUAAGGACGAUAGAUCUUUGAUAAAAAAAAAAAAGCCAAUCCAGAUCUGCCAAGUACUCUGGCUAAGCCCUUCGAUUAAAUUUGGGGAAGGGGGGGGG